AUGUCGUCCUCGAUGUCCCCCACCCCUGGGACUGCCUCUCAUGCAGAUUGGUCGCAGUCCCUACAGCCGCUGGUUCUUGGAUUGAGCAUUACCAUGCUCGUUCUGGGGAAUUUAGGCGUGGUGCUGCGUUGCUGGGCUCAGUGGCGCUUCCAAAAGCGCCCUAUGCCCGAGGACUACUGGCUGAUGAUGGCCCUACUCUUCGCCAAUAUCGUAUCUAUAGCGACCAUAGUGGCCGUGCAUUAUGGCCUCGGACUGCAUCUCUUUCGCGUCGAAGCGGAGGACCCCUCGCUGCACAGUCUGAAAUGGAUCUUUCUCUGUGUCUGGCUCACUGCCUCGUUCAAUGGCCCGUCGAUGCUGGGCACUAAAGUGGCCCUGCUGCUCUACUAUCGCCGUCUGUUCAUCGUGCAACAACUGGGUAUGCGCAUCUUCUGGUGGGCUAACCUGGCAUAUGUCAUCCUCUGGGCCAUCGGAUCCACCUUGUCCUAUAUUCUCUCUUGUGUGCCCGCCAGCUACUACUGGGAAAGAUUCAAUCCGGACUCGACCAUGAAGGGCACCUGUCAUAACAGCACCACGGCCGACGCGGUGCCGCUGAUCCUCGAUCUGGUGUCGGAUAUUGCCAUCAUGAUCCUCCCGAUCGCUACGAUCGCUACACUGCAGAUGCCUCUUGCCCGGAAGGCGGGACUAAUGAUCGUUUUCUCCGUGGGGUUUAUUGCCGUCGCCUCCGCCAUCGCCCGCGUCGUCGUCCUCUACCUCGCCACCGACCUCCACUCCGACUUCACCUACGCCGCGAGCCCGUUUGAACUCCUAGACGUCGUGCAGCUGAACGUGGCGAUCGUCUGCGCCACAGCGGUGCCCAUUGUAUCGCGCGUGCGACUCGCCUUCCGUGAGUCCCGGAAGAAGCACAGUCGGUCAAUCUCGGACGCAUACGUCUACGCCCGGUCGCCCACGGGAGGCCGUCCCUCGACGAUGAUGCGACGGCCGGAGCCGUCCAGCAGCACAGAACAACUGCGGACAGGACAAUUAAGCACGAGUUGUGCGUCAGAAGAGCAAGGAGGGAUGCCGUUGGUGCCGAUGAAUGGGAUUCUGGUCAGGAUGGAUGUGGAUGUACAAUAG
Molecule: messenger RNA, 1113 nt
Organism: Aspergillus tanneri
Lineage: Eukaryota; Fungi; Ascomycota; Eurotiomycetes; Eurotiales; Aspergillaceae
Exons: 3
Coding region: 1-1113 (370 amino acids)
Source: RefSeq, a predicted model, not a curated record